UUCAGGAAGUUGAACAAAGAGAGCAGGCGAUCGCUCCCUGCUUGUGUCUGGAAACGGGCUCAGCUUGUCAAAGGGCAAAGAUGCUGUGGCUUCAAAGUUGGACCUUGCAUUUCACAAAUUAUUCAAAACCACUUCAAAGGAUGUUGUGUGAAGCCAGUGCUAAACUACCAGUGUUAACGUUGUUCACCAAGCAUCCCUGUCCUUUAUGCGAAGAAGCCAAAAUGAUGCUUGAACCAUAUAAACAUAAGUUUACUUUGGAGGAAAUAGAUAUAACUCUACCUAAUCAUUCAAACUGGCUUGAAAAAUACAAGUACGAAAUACCUGUCUUUCAUCUGAAUGGGAAAUUCUUAAUGAAGCAUCGGGUAGAUGUACCAAAACUAGAAAAGCAGCUUUUGAAUUUAGAAUUACAAGAUGAAAGAAACAAAUGAAUAAAAAUGAGGAUAUUUAACUGCAAACCAUAAGGAUUGCAUUGAUCAUUUUUGCAUUGCCUUCUGUACAAAAUCAUACCCUGCAAAUUUUAUAAUCAACUAUCAGAGUUGUGUUUGAUGACAUGUUUAUUUCAUAUUGACUAUGUUCUUCACUGACAG
Thamnophis sirtalis is the source of this 587-nucleotide messenger RNA. It is a transcript of the gene CUNH5orf63, whose product is annotated as chromosome unknown C5orf63 homolog. The record is from RefSeq and is a predicted model, not a curated record. NCBI's taxonomy places the organism in Eukaryota, Metazoa, Chordata, Lepidosauria, Squamata, Natricidae.